Heterocephalus glaber (naked mole-rat) is the source of this 1250-nucleotide messenger RNA. It is a transcript of the gene Arl11, whose product is annotated as ARF like GTPase 11. Gene Ontology annotation, molecular function: GTPase activity; GTP binding. The record is from RefSeq and is a predicted model, not a curated record. NCBI's taxonomy places the organism in Eukaryota, Metazoa, Chordata, Mammalia, Rodentia, Bathyergidae.
GAAAAGCAAAAGAAUACAGUGGAACCUGGGCACAGUUCCAAGCUUGUACACUCUCCUUUGGGAAUCCAGGUUGCUGAGUUGCUGAGAAGAGGGAGUUGAUGCUGGGCCUAGCUUCACUAAGAGCUGAAGAGCUGAGGAUACCUCUGUGACAUGUCCCCAGUAGAAUGAUGUCCCACCCCCCACCUCCAACCAUCUAGAAAAAGGAAGCAGAAAAGAGAAAUUGCAACAGGCAGUGUACUUCCUCCUCUCACUCUUGGGACAUGGCUGACUAGCAGAAAGCAGCUCUGUGACAGAAGAGAGCCCCAGAGGAGGAACGCUCUGCCACAGUCUAAUCAAAGCAUCAAGGAUUUAGCUUUGGCCACCAUGGGUUCCAUGAAUUCCAGAGGUCACAAGACAGAAGCUCAGGUGGUGAUUAUGGGAUUGGACUCAGCAGGCAAGACCACACUUCUGUACAGACUGAAGGGCUACCAGCUGGUGGAGACAGUACCCACUGUUGGUUUCAAUGUGGAACCUCUCGAAGCUCUUGGGCACAUCCCACUGGUUCUCUGGGACAUCGGGGGGCAGACCCAGCUCAGGGCCAGCUGGAAGGACUACCUGGAAGGCACUGAUGUCCUUGUAUAUGUGCUGGACAGCACAGAUGAAGCCCGAUUGCCCGAGGCAGUGGCUGAGCUCAUGAAAGUCCUGAGCAACCCCAACAUGGUCGGUGUCCCUUUUUUGUUGCUGGCCAACAAGCAGGAGGCGCCUGAUGCUCUUCCACUGCUUGAGAUUAGAAAUAGGCUCGGACUGGAGAGAUUCCAGGGCCACUGCUGGGAGAUCCAGGCCUGCAGUGCCCUCACUGGCCAGGGGCUGCCAGAGGCCCUGAAAAGCCUGCGGAGCCUACGGAAAUCCCACAGCCAUGGGUGUGUCUCCAUGUGAGAGCUCACAAGGCAUGAAGAGCAAGAAAUCAUGACUGGGAUGGAGCAGCUUAUCUCUGCCCAUAUGAACCAAAUGGACCAGCUAAUCCUUGAGAAAUUCAGCUCAGGUUUACAAACAAAAAAAUAUUUCUAUUCUUGGACGGGAUAUUUUCUUCGUGGGACUUAUUCUUAGUGGUGUUUAUGUUGAAAAUCAAGUAGUCUUUGAACAACGAGACUCUAAGGGGAAGAAAACUUAACACAGUUCAUUUAAUAGUUCAUUACCAAGUGUGAAUGAAGACGAGGUUACAUAUGUAAUAAAUUGAAGCCUAAGAUCAUAAAGGCAAAUAGGUUUCAAAA